CACAACUUGAACGUUUGGGUGCAGCGACAUAGCUGAGAGAGCAAUGGAAAAAACAAAGAGAGAUGUUGUGUUCUUCGUAUUUGUCUUAACCAUUUUGUUUCCUAUCGUUAAAUCGCAAACUUUCGAUAAUUUUUGGUUUGUUCAACAAUGGCCACCAGCUAUUUGUACUUUACAAUCAGGGCGAUGUGUAGGACGAGGGACUCGAUCCUUCACAAUCCAUGGUUUGUGGCCUCAAAAGGGAGGAAGAUCUGUGACUAAUUGUAGUGGCAAUUCAUUUGACUUCACUAAGAUUGCACAUUUAGAAAGCGAUCUAAACGUAGUUUGGCCGAACGUGGUGACGGGAAACAACAAAUUCUUUUGGGGUCACGAAUGGAACAAACAUGGGAUUUGCUCAGAGAGCAAGUUUGAUCAAGCCAAGUACUUCCAAACAGCGAUAAACAUGAGGCACAGUAUCGACCUUCUUAGUGUGUUGAGAACUGGUGGAAUAGUACCAAAUGGAGCCUCAAAGGCAAAGCAAAGAGUCGAAACUGCGAUUUCAUCCCAUUUUGCAAAAGAUCCUAUUCUUCGAUGUAAAACAGCUUCAAACGGCCAAGUCUUAUUGACUGAGAUUGUCAUAUGCUUCGAUGACGAUGGUGUCACCCUUAUAAACUGUAACAAAGCAAGAUCCAAUUGUGCUAGGAGUUUUAUUUUUUAAAAAUAAACCCUCCAAUAUAAAUCCUGAUCAUGCCAUAAUAAUGUUAUUAAUAUAAUAAUAUGGUUUUAAUCAUAUUAUAUCUAUACUUUUUUAUUCCAUAAAAAUAAGAGUUUACACAGUUUGUUCCACCCA
Messenger RNA from Cucumis melo (muskmelon), 826 nucleotides. Its product is annotated as ribonuclease MC-like. Lineage: Eukaryota; Viridiplantae; Streptophyta; Magnoliopsida; Cucurbitales; Cucurbitaceae. Gene Ontology annotation, biological process: RNA catabolic process. Gene Ontology annotation, cellular component: extracellular region. Gene Ontology annotation, molecular function: RNA binding; ribonuclease T2 activity. Bases 44 to 694 code for a protein of 216 amino acids. The record is from RefSeq and is a predicted model, not a curated record. The transcript is spliced from 2 exons.